Messenger RNA from Eupeodes corollae, 1204 nucleotides. It is a transcript of the gene Gdap1, whose product is annotated as ganglioside-induced differentiation-associated protein 1. The record is from RefSeq and is a predicted model, not a curated record. The transcript has 4 exons. Gene Ontology annotation, cellular component: mitochondrial outer membrane. Bases 109 to 1080 code for a protein of 323 amino acids. NCBI's taxonomy places the organism in Eukaryota, Metazoa, Arthropoda, Insecta, Diptera, Syrphidae. Gene Ontology annotation, biological process: mitochondrial fusion; mitochondrial fission.
CAAGCAUUAGUUGUGUCUACCUAUCUAAUACUUCCGGACGGUUUGCAGCAAAGCUGGCGAUAGCUUUUUUUGCUGUUGAAAACUCAAAUUAAAAUUUAAGUUAAAAUAAUGAGUGAAGACAAUUCCGUGAACUUUGAAGAUCAUGAAUUUAAGGAGCCUAGUUUAUCGGAAGGACUCGUCCUUUAUUUUCAUCCAAACAAUUUUCAUUCGCUUAAAAUCUUGUUCAUACUUUACGAAAAACACAUCAACUUUACACCAUACGUGUUGAAUCUAGCUAAUGGAGAACAAUAUUCACAUUGGUUUCUCAACAAAAAUCCUAAAGGUGAUGUUCCGGUACUUCAAGACAAUGCAUUUGUAAUUCCAAACUCUCUAAGCAUUAUUAAUUACUUAGAAGGCAAAUUCAAAGGAGAAAAACAUCCCGCUCUGAUACCGAUUGAUAAAAAAUCAACUGAGUACACUAAGUUGGUCAUGUACGAGGAUAUAUUAAGCAAGCUUCCUAUUGGAGCUUUAAGCCUUGGGUCUUUUGUACACGAAGAUUUUCGAUUAAAUCCAAAACCACCUUUUAUUGGACACAUUCGUCAAGCAUGUGUGGAAAAUAAUGAAAAGGUGUACGAAAUCUUAAAAAAAUCAGUUGAUAAAGCUUCUGAUUAUCAUAAAAACACUUUGUUGGCCAAGCUCAGUCUUCAAGAUAAGCGAAAGGAGUUAGUCUAUUCUAAAGUGCAUUUUCAAUGUGUUGUUGAUAAACUUGAAGAAGUUUUGAAACAAUUUGAAAAAGAACUUGAGGAAGGUCCCGACCGAGAUUGGCUUUUAUCUUCAGAAUUUUAUUCAGUUGAUGUUAGCUUUGGACUACUAUUGCAUCGCCUUUGGAAUUUAGGUUUCGAAGAUUACUUUUGGGAAAACGGAAAGUUGCCAAAGACUAGCCAAUAUUUUUCACGUUUUCAAAAACGACAGGUUUUUAAGAAACUGAUGCCAAGCAAUGUCGGUGUGCUAACAAAUAUGUGGUUGAAUACUCCAACUCAUUAUAAACUUGGAGCAGGUGCUAUUGGAAUGGCAAUAGUAGCGGCAAUUGUUCACAAGUAAAUAAGUUUAAGAUAUAGUUUUAAAGAAAAAUAAGAAGCCUUUAUUGCAUGAAUAAAUCAACAUGUUAAUAUUUCUUGAAUUUAAUUAACAAAUAACGAAAAUAAAGUUAAAUCAGUAAAAUACA